Molecule: messenger RNA, 939 nt
Organism: Porites lobata
Lineage: Eukaryota; Metazoa; Cnidaria; Anthozoa; Scleractinia; Poritidae
Source: the annotation of a GenBank genome assembly
AUGAAUGGCAUUCAAUAUUGGCCAUUUCCAUCGACAAGCGCCACAUUUUAUCGUCCAGCUGAGCAGCAAAGCCUACCAGCAAGUCCAGCAGGUCCCCAGCCUAUACAUGGUCCACUUCGCACGCAAUCAGCAAUUCCACUGGGAAGAAGCACGCCAUCGCUUCAGUCUUCAGGUGCGAGUGAUGUCGAAGUACUUGCUACGGCAAGCGCUAAAACGAAAAAACCUCGCGCUAAGUCUGCAGACUGGACUGAGGAAGAAACGCACAAGCUUCUUGAUGCGUGGGCCCCCAAAUUCAGUAAGCUACGAGGAGCUUCACAAAGAGAAAAAAUAAAAAUUUGGAACGAUAUCUAUUCUUUGUAUAAAGAAAGGUGUCCAGAGAGCCAGAGAACGCUACAGCAAGUAAAGAAACGGCAGCAGAAUCUAGAUAACGAAUACAAGCAGUUAAAGCAGCGAACUCGCUCGACGGGAGAAGCUGGAAUUAAGAAGAUUAAAGAAGGCUUCCCCUAUUUCGACAUCUUUGAUGAGGUGAUGGGACACUGCGACAGCAUCGAUCUGUCUAAAAUGGCAAUCGAAGGGAGUUCUACCUUCACCUCAGAAUCGAGUGUAAACGACACUUUGCUCAACGAAAGUGUAAAUGUUUCUCUCGAUGAAUCAGAACCGGCUGACGAUGUAACAGGAGUCCAGAAAAGCAGCGAGAAAAGAAAAGCGGAAAAGGAGCAGGAGAAAAGUGGGCGCAAGGCAAAAGAAGGCGACGAGAUAUCUCGGAAAGUACGACUCAAGACUGGCAGAGUUCUUUUAUGGAAAUGUGGGAAAAGAGUAUGGAACAGGACAACACAAGAUUUGAACGUUCCGCGCAAAUGUUCCAUGACUCCCAGAACAGGCAAAUGGAACAAACAAACGUCAUACUCGCUGGCUUCAAAGACACUUUUAAAGAUUUAG